AUGGAUCAAACGAAAGUGGUUAAUGAUGCUAUCUCACAAAAACAUAUUCUUACCAAAAUUUUAAAUAAUAUGGAAUCACUAACUGAUAUAGUUAAUUUUGGAAGAACAAAUAAAUUUAUCUUUACACAAACUUCAAAAUGUAAUAUUAGAAAAUAUUUAGAUCUUGAAAUACCUUAUUAUACAAUAUAUGUAACAGUAUGUAAAGAUAGUAAUGAAAUGAAAAUAUUUUGUAAAUCUUCAAAAUUAAUUACAUCAACUAUUGAGGAAGAAAUUAGAAGAUUAAAAGGAAUUUCUCUUGAACAUGUAGAAAAGACAUCAAAUAUAACAAUUUGGUUUACAGGUUGGAAUUUUAAUAUGACAAAAGAUAAAGAAGAUUUCAUCAGUAGUAGUUGUGCUUCAUUUAUUGAUUUUUUAUUUCAGAUAUUUGUUAAUUCUUUUACCUUACGAUUACAUUUCUCAUCUUCACCAUCUAUAAGAUGGUUUCAAUUAUGUAUUAUUAAAAAAUUAACAAGUUCUAGAAUAAAAAUUAUUAAAGGAGUAACAAUAGAAAGUAUUCUUAAUUAUUUAGAUCAAAAUGAAAUAUUAAAUGAAAAUGAUAUAUUUGAAAAGAUAAAAAAUUUAAAAGAAUUUUGGUUACAUUUAGGAACUGAAAGAAUAAAAUUUAAAAAUUAUACCUUAAUAGAAGAUAAAUUAUCAAUAUUUUUUAAAUCAUUAUCAAAAAAGGAUAAAUGUAUAGUAACUUUAUGUAAUUUUACCAAUGCAAAUAAUAAUGAAAUAUUAAUAAAAUUUAUAUCAUUAUGUGAAAAAAAUAAUAUAAAUGUUAUUAUUGAUGAUUUUCCAAAUACAUGUUUAAAAAGUUUAAUCAAAGGAAAGUAUAAAGAAAUAAACUUUAAUAGAAGUAAUAUUAUUGGUUUAAAAAUAAAUAUUAAAAGUGAAAAACAAUGUGAACAGUUAAAUGAUCUUUUUAUUUCUAAUAAUAAUUUAAAAAAUUUACAUAUUUUUAUUAAAAGAAGUUUUAUAAAUGAUAUUAUAAAAUAUGGUAAAAAUAUUGAAACAAGAAAAAGAAGAAUUCAUUUAAUUUUAAAUUUUAAAGAAUUAAAUAAAUUAAAGAAUUUAAAAAAUUUAACUAUAUCAUUUGAAUUUGUAGAAAGAGCAUUUUCUGGAGCUAAAGCAUUACAUAUGGUUUAUGAAUUAAUGGGAUUGAUAUGUGAAAGAUUGUCAACAUUAAUGCCUAGUACUAUUAAGAAACUUUAUUUAAGUGAAGUUCCUGAUUUGUCUAAUAAUUGUUUAGCAAGUAUAACAACAAACAUGCCUUUAAUUGAAUGUUUAUUUUUAAAAUUUGUCAAUGAAAUUGGAAGUGAUGGUUUAGAAAAUUUUAAAAAUCUUAAAUAUCUUUAUAUGUGGAAAGAAAUAAGAAUUAAAAUUCCAAAAUGGAUAUAUGUUGUUGUUAUAGAUACAUUUGGUUCACCAUUUGCAAGAAGUAUCAAAAUUAAUCCUGACAAUACAUUGUCUCCAUCACUUCUUCAGGAGGCUAAUGAAUAUUAUAAUAAAUAUAUGCAAAGAACAUUCAAUUCUUCUUUUAGAUACAUCUCACGAUAUGGAAUUAAAUAUAAUAUUUUUUUUAAUGUUUUAUAUGAUUGGAAUUGUUAUCUUUGGAUGUUAGAUGAACUUGAUACACUUUAUUAG
Molecule: messenger RNA, 1686 nt
Organism: Strongyloides ratti
Lineage: Eukaryota; Metazoa; Nematoda; Chromadorea; Rhabditida; Strongyloididae
Exons: 1
Coding region: 1-1686 (561 amino acids)
Source: RefSeq, a predicted model, not a curated record